Messenger RNA from Gamsiella multidivaricata, 1027 nucleotides. RefSeq lists its product as uncharacterized. NCBI's taxonomy places the organism in Eukaryota, Fungi, Mortierellomycota, Mortierellomycetes, Mortierellales, Mortierellaceae. The transcript has a single exon. The record is from RefSeq and is a predicted model, not a curated record. The coding region runs from base 361 to 939 and encodes 192 amino acids.
CCCCCACUUGUCAGAUUAUAUUUGACAUCAGCCUCUCUCCUCCUCCUCUCUUCUCUUUACCCUCCCUUUCUUUCCUUCGUUAUUCCUUCGUUGCUCCUUAGCUCUUUCACGCGUUCAUCAUCACCAUCCGUCCUUCCCUCCUUCCGUCUUUUCACUGUUCUUUCCUCUGAAAAAAAUACAGCCAGCCAUGACUCGCACCGCCCUCCUCCCUCUCCUCUUCAUCGCUGCCCUCGCCCUGUUCUCUCAGGUCCAUGCUCAGACAAAGCCCGAGUGCUCUCCCCUGCACGAGCUUUACAAGGCAUGGGUUGCUCCCUGCACCCAGAACAACACUGUCAUCCCCAAUGCUGAUUCUGACCCAGCAUGGAAGCCGUGUAUUUGCAAGACAGGUACGUCUUUUGUCUCCAACACUCACCCACAGCAAUAAAAAAUUAUCAAGGACAUGGACGAGAACAGAGCAAUGAGGGUGAGGGCGAGGGUGAGGGCGUUGAGCAAUUCAAUUUUGCCCGGGAUUUAAAAUUAAACACCCAGAACACUGCCACCCGUACCUGGGAAUUCGCAUAUUUUUGUUUCUUCCACUCACCUCGCGCCAUUUUCUUUACGAUAUCAAUAGGCUUCUACCCACUUGCCUCAGCCAGCGAAAACUGCGCCCUGGACGGAACCAGCCAGGGAAAUCGGAUCACGCCUGAGUCUCUCGACGAGCUGUGCAAGGAUGUAAGCGGAUAUGCCACUGCAGCCAAUCAAAAGGAACAGCCUGAACUGUCCCCGGCGCUGGCCACGGUCACCUCGAUCUCAAAGUCCUUGCCAACUGCCACGACCACUGGCGCUGUUAGCAGUCCUACUGCUACUCAAAGCGGCGCAGAGGCAGCAAAGGCAUUCGGCCUGGGACGCGUGGUAGUCUCUUUGGUUGCGAUGGUGCUGGCCACGGCUGCGGCUCUUUAAAGGAACAAGGCAAGAACGUGCUUUUUGCCCCCAUUGCAAAAAGAAAAAAAAAUAUUAUCCCUAAUAAUAAAACAGCUAAUUUGCAACA